Mytilinidion resinicola is the source of this 1377-nucleotide messenger RNA. Its product is annotated as NAD(P)-binding protein. Lineage: Eukaryota; Fungi; Ascomycota; Dothideomycetes; Mytilinidiales; Mytilinidiaceae. The record is from RefSeq and is a predicted model, not a curated record. Gene Ontology annotation, cellular component: cytoplasm. Gene Ontology annotation, biological process: cellular response to oxidative stress. Gene Ontology annotation, molecular function: quinone reductase (NADPH) activity; zinc ion binding. The transcript has 4 exons. The coding region runs from base 154 to 1131 and encodes 325 amino acids.
CCUCGAAUUAUUACGACCAUCUUCCGUAAUCGCUCUCUCACAUCCUCAGUCUUGCGAUUGCACUCCCUAAACUCUCAGUUCUCUCCCCUCAUUCGUGGUAGAAGCAGCUUGCAGUCAAGAGCUAUGGCGUCGGCAGCACAGCUCCCGAAGACAAUGAAGGGGGUGUGGAUCGAGAAGACAGGUGGAACGGAAGUCUUGCAGUACAAGACUGACAUCCAAGUACCUGAAUUGAAAGAAGGAGAGGUCUUGGUGAAGAAUGAAUAUAUUGGUGUCAACUAUAUUGAUACCUACUUCCGCACCGGCCUCUACGCACCCCCCCACUACCCGUACAUCCUCGGCCGCGAAGGCGCCGGCACAAUCGCUGCCUUGGGCCCCAACACUCCCUCCUCUCUCUCCUUGAACUCUUCCGUCGUCUACAUGCACCAAUUCGCCUACGCCGAAUACACCCCCGUCCCCGCGCACAUGGUCGUCCCCCUGCCGCCCACCAUCUCACCCAAAACUGCCGCCGCCGCUAUUAUCCAAGGCCUCACGGCCCUCACCCUCAUUCGCGACGCCUACCCCGUGCAGCGUGGCGACUGGAUCCUCGUACACGCGGCCGCGGGCGGGGUCGGGCUGUGGCUCGUCCAGCUGCUGAAAGCAGUCGGGGCGCGGACGAUUGCGACGGCGUCGACGGCGGAGAAGCGGGAGUUGGCGAAGACCUACGGGGCGGAGGUGACGCUGGAGUAUUUCGAUAACGGGGAUGUGUUUGUGAAGAAGGUGUUGGAGGUUACCGGGGGAAAGGGGGUGAGUGCGGUGUUUGAUGGGGUGGGGAAGGCGACGUUUGAUGCGAGCUUGGGGAGUUUGGCGCGGAAGGGGAGCUUGGUUAGUUUUGGGAAUGCGAGCGGGGCGGUGCCGCCGGUGACGAUUUCGCGGCUUACUACGAAGAACGCCAAACUCCUCCGUCCGAACUUGUUCACCUAUAUCUCGGAGGAAGGAGAGCUAGAGAAGGCUUCAGCUGAGUUGUGGGACUUCAUUGUCAAGGAUAAGAUGGACCCGCGGAUUCAUGAGGUGUAUCCGCUCAAGGAUAUUGUCAGGGUGCAUCAGGAUCUCGAGGGCAGGAAAACAACAGGCAAGCUGUUGUUACAGCCAUAAGAUAAUCAUUCGGACUAGGAUAUAGGCAUAUGUGCUCCUUUACGCCACCGCGUGGAUAGCGCGAUAUGCUAAUUAAGAGGAUCUGAGUAUUCAAAAGCGUGUCAGGAUUUCGCUCUUGCAUUUCAUACGUCUUCUGGGAACUCCUGAUAGUGUAUUGAAGCACCUCAAACAGUACCAAGCACAUGCGCACAAGCUUCCAUUUUUCAUACCGAUGCAUUUUCACCUAUAAUACCUGCCUAAAAUCAC